GGGUCCUGGAUGGCGUUAUAAACACGCAGAACCAAGACACGUUAUAGAAACUUUGUUGUGGUUAAACUACUUUGGUCCGCGUUCACAAUGCUCACCCGCUUGCCGUGUUGCGGCUUUUUACAAUCAGGUGCUCUUUGGUGUGUAUUUGUUUAGGAAAAUCACUGCAAAUCCCCUUUGUCUUCACAUACGCCAGUCGCCAACAAACACCUACGGGCGAAAUACAGGCACAUGGUGAUGUUUGAAGUCAGCGGGUCACCAAUAACUGCUCUCACACUCUUUCACUGUGACCAAGCCAUGGAGGAUUCUGUCUUCUAUGAGAAAGAAAAUGAGUUUCGUGGCCAGCUGGUGAACCAGCGGUGGACGCGAGGCGAGAGGACCAGCAGCCGCUGUCAGGCCUCCCUGAGACUGCAGAGCCGUCGACCAAUCAUGAUGAGUGUAGAAAGUGAUGACAAGCGAACUCGCACUCGGUCCAAGGGAAUCAGAGUUCCUAUUGAGCAUGCAGGACAAGAGCUGAGCUGCCCCACCCCUGGAUGCAAUGGCUCGGGCCAUAUCAGUGGGAGAUACUCACGACACAGAAGCAUCCUGGGAUGCCCCAUAGCCAGAAAGCGGCGGGUUGAGGAGACCGAGGCAGAGCAGGAGCAGGAACAGGAAGCGGAGCGGCCGGCAUCCAAGAGGAAGUCCCACCCCCUGAAACUGGCCCUGGACGAGGGCUUCAGCGCAGAAAGUGAUGCCAGCAGUGAAGCUGAAGGAGACAGCGAGAGGGAUGGCGAUAACAGAAGCGAGAACAAGGAGGAUGAGGGUGACACGGAUGACGCCGCAGAAGAAAAGAAGAUUGGGGAAGACCUAACGCACGGACAGACCAACGGACAGGGUAUGGACACACCGAGUCGACAACAGGAGGAAGAGGAGCGGGAAGAAGCGGCAAACCAAAUGGACUUAGAAGAAGAGUGUGUCAUCAUUGAGCCUCCUAUGUCACCCGAGUGUCAAUCUCCUUCUCACAUUGCUGAAGAAGUGGCCAACUCUCUCCUGCACCUCGGGCGAGUCCCUGCUACGGGUAAUGACAGCGAUGCUCCAACUGUGGCCGCCCAGCAGCCUGUUGCUAUGGAGACUGAGGGGAAUAUCACAGUAGCGGUUGAAAAAGUCAACGAGGAGCGGAAUGGGGAAACGGCUGAGGCAGAGGAAGACGUAGUAGACAGAGGUCAAGGCAUGCAAGAGGAGACGGAAGGGGCAGAGGACGAAUCGGUGGAUGACCGAGGCCAGGGUGGAACUCUCGCCAAGGAGGUCCACCGUCAAUCGGCAGUAGAUGCAGAGGAAGAGACAGCAGAGACAGCACAACAGAAGAAGAACACACCAGAAGAGGAGGAGAAAGAUGAGGAGGUGAACCCUAAUGUGCCAACUGCUGUCCGCACCAUCACCAGCACCACAGCAGCUCAGGGACCACAUAUCAAGACUGAAGACCACAGGGUUAGUCCUCUGGAGGACUACAACACACAUGAAAACUACAGUGGGACGAGGACCAGUCCGCUCGACAACUAUGACUCCCACAAAAUACUUGAUAACUACAAGGCCUGCCUUCCUCUAAGCUACAUCUCCCACAUGGCCAGUCCGCUUGAGAACUACUCACCAAAUCCCAGAGGUGAAAACUUUCAAAUCCACAAAGUCUCGCCCUCUGUCUCGCCCGACAUUAUCGAGGUGCAUUCUGACAAGUCGGAUGAGAAAGACUUUGAUGACGUGGACGGUGACGAUGAACACGACGACGACGACAGCCUCUCCCAGCGCUCCACCGUCACAGAUGAGUCUGAGAUGUUUGACAUGACCCGAGGGAACCUGGGCCUCAUCGAGCAGGCCAUCGCCCUCAAAGCAGAGCAGGUGAAGCCGGCUGGGCCCAGGGAGCUGCUGGGUGUGGCCGAUAUACAGCACCACAGAUACUUCACCAUGGAAGAUCGGCCCAAGCACCUUGAGGUCAUCCGAAAGAGCUACUUCAAAGAGAGUAUUCGGCCAGAGAAGAGGGAGAUCAAGUGUCCCACCCCGGGGUGUGACGGGACGGGUCAUGUGACUGGCCUUUACCCCCACCAUCGUAGCCUGUCAGGCUGCCCUCACAAGGACAGGAUCCCCCCUGAAAUUCUGGCCAUGCAUGAGAAUGUGCUGAAGUGUCCAACUCCUGGCUGCACCGGUCAGGGCCAUGUUAACAGCAACCGUAACACACACCGCAGUCUUUCGGGAUGUCCCAUUGCAGCGGCGGAGAAGCUGUCCAAGAGCCAAGACAAGCAGCUUUCUCAGCCUGGCUGCGACCUCCUCAAAGGAAGCCCCAAUGACAGAGUGCUCAGGCCCAUGUGCUUCGUAAAGCAACUGGAGAUGCCCCAGUUUGGUAGCUACAGGCCCAACAUGGCGCCAAGCACACCCCGCGCCAACCUGGCCAAGGAGCUGGAGAAGUACUCCAAGGUGUCCUUUGAUUAUGCAAGCUUUGAUGCUCAAGUAUUCGGGAAGCGUACGCUUGCGCCAAAGAUGCCCACCAGCGAAACCUCACCCAAAGCCUUCAAAAGUAAGCCCUCAUUCCCCAAAUCGACAUCGCCCAGCCUCAGCCUCCACGCUUACGGCAAACCGUCCUCCUUGGCCUACGACUACUCGCAUGAUGCCGAAGCCGCCCACAUGGCUGCCACCGCCAUCCUCAACCUGUCCACACGGUGCUGGGAGAAACCCGAGAACCUCAGCACCAAACCACAAAACAAGGAAAUGGACAUUGAGGUGGAUGAAAAUGGUACUCUGGACCUGAGUAUGAAGAAGCCCAUCAAACAUGAAGGCAGCCUGUCUGGCACCAGCCCGGAGGUCCGUUCCCCAGACCCUUCUUCCUCCUCGUCUUCCUCUCUGCAUCACGGGGGAAGCAGUGGGAUGACAUCACCCAACCUUCAGAGCUACAAGCAGGAGGAGUGGGAGGGGCCUCUGGAUUUUACCAAACACAACCGCCAAAGGGAGGAGGAAAUGGACGAGAUGGAUCACGCCGGGCAGUCAUAUGUGUCAUCUGACCCAGAGGACAGUGACAUGAUGCAAGACUUAAUGGAGGACAGGAAGUACCCUGGAGAAGUCACCACUCCAAAUUUCAAGGUCAAGUUUCAGCCCAAGGACAGCAAGAAGGAGCUGCUUUCAUGUCCGACACCGGGGUGUGAUGGCAGUGGCCACAUCACUGGCAACUAUGCAUCUCAUCGCAGUCUAUCUGGGUGUCCUCUCGCUGAUAAGAGCCUCCGGUCCCUCAUGGCAGCACACACCCCUGAACUCAAAUGUCCCACCCCAGGAUGUGACGGCUCAGGUCAUAUCACGGGAAACUACGCCUCCCAUCGAAGUCUCUCUGGGUGCCCACGUGCCAAGAAAAGUGGAAUUAAAACUCCUACCAAGGACAACCAGGAGGACUCGGAGCUUUUAAAAUGUCCAGUGCCGGGCUGUGACAGCCUUGGACACAUCAGCGGGAAGUACGCCACGCAUCGUAGCGCCUACGGGUGUCCGCUCGCGGCCCGCAGACAGAAGGAGGGUGUCCUGAACGGCACGCCCUUCAACUGGAAGGCCUUCAAGACUGAAGGACCCACGUGUCCAACCCCGGGAUGUGACGGCUCUGGACACGCCAACGGCAGCUUCCUCACACACCGCAGUCUCUCAGGGUGCCCCAGGGCGUUGUAUGCUAAGAAAAAGGCCAAGUUUCCCACAGAGGACUAUUUGAGCACCAAGUUCAGAGCCAGUGAUGUUUUGGACAAUGACGAGGACAUCAAGCAGCUCAACAAAGAGAUUAAUGACCUCAACGAGUCCAACAAUGAAACGGAGGCAGACGUAGUCAACCUGCAAACCCAGAUCACUUCUAUGGAAAAGAAUUUGAAGAGCAUCGAGCAUGAGAACAAGAUGAUCGAGGAGCAGAACGAGGCUCUUUUCAUGGAGCUGUCCGGGCUGAGCCGGGCCCUGAUCCGCAGCCUGGCUAACAUACGCGUGCCGCACAUGGAGCCCAUCACGGAGCAGAACUUCGACAGCUAUGUGAGCACCCUGACCGACAUGUACACCAACAAAGACUGCUUCCAGAGCCCCGAGAACAAGGCUCUACUGGAGAGCAUCAACAAAGCUGUGAAGGGCAUCAAAGUCUGAGACGCGCACACGCCGAAGAGCCAAGCCGCCCUAGCGAGCGUGACGGAGUCACAGGGCUAUUAUUGAAAUACAUCAAAUAAUAGAAAUCAAAAACAACACAAAGGGAAUUCAGGUUAUUUAAAUAAACACAACCCAGGGAGCAUCGAUGAGCAGAAGAGGACGCGGACCAAAAUCCCCACCAUGCUGCUUCUGGGAUCAGUGAAGAUGCGAAGAGGAAAGGAAUCCUUCAGGCAGGAUGGCGAAGGCUACGAUGAGCUACUGUAUCUGAGGCGUUCAGUAUGCCGUGUGGUUACUCAUAUAUCUCUUGUGUGCCCUGAGAUAGAUGUGCUUGAGGACAAGUUCACUGUUGCCCAGAUGAUUAUUUUUGGUUUGUUUGUUGGUUUUUGUUUCUUUGUUUUGGCUUUGAUCGCUCAAGGAUGGCGAACUCGGGAAAGGAAGAGGAGUCGAACUUUAUUUCCGUAGCAUUCACUGUGGCAAGUAUGUGUGUGUUCACCAGCUCUUAAUAGCCCAGCGCACGCACGCACACACACACAUACACACACAUACACAAACACAACUCAGCAAUAUGAAGCAUGCACUAAAGUCAUUGUGUGUUUGCUUUGCGUUAUUAGCGCACCAAAGGGUUCAACGCAAUGUUGAUCCCGUUUUGUGAACGCAGCUGAUCCAGGACCAGCUAAGCUUGUGUUCUUUCCAAUGGCUAAUUGAUUCCAGCAGCAGAUUAACAACUUUGUUUUGAAACCAUUGAAAAUUGGUUUUAAAAAGAAACAAAAAACAGACAUGGCCGUAGUCAUAGUGCGUGCACACAUUUUCAUUUAGUCAUAUCAAUAGUAUUUAUAUCAACAUAGGAAUUGCACUUCAUUUCAAUGAAUAGUUUUGUGGUACAAUGAUUAUUGUCAUAUAUGAAUUAUUUAAAUUUGUGUACUUAAAUUGUAACUUAUUGACAUUUAUGUUAUUGAGGUUUAUUUAUUUGAAGCAAUUUAUUUAUUGACUUUGUAACACAAACAGAAUGCAUCUUUACCGAUUAAUAUGGAAGCGAUUUGCAGAUGUCUUUCAUCGAUAUUUUGAGAAUCUUUAUAGAUAAACGACAAGGCGUAUUUUUUUUAGUACUUUUUAAAACAAAUGUUUUAUAACAAAAAGACACCUUUUGCAUAUUUUAUUGUUUUUAAUUAUUUCUUCAUUUUGUUUAUGUUCUUUCUGGUACCGAUAUGUUCCGAAACACACUACUGGAAAAAAAACAAAUAAUUGAGAAAAUAUGUAUUUAUUAUUUAUUCAAUAUGAAAGUAAUUGACUGAUGGCUGUAUAUUUAUUUUGUUAUUUAUGUGCGUGAUGUGACCAUGACGAGUCUGAGUAGUCUUAAAGAUCCACCGAUCAUAUUGAAAUAAAGACAAAAAAAUCAGCACAGGUAUUGUUUGAUUGCGUAGGUAUGCCAGCAGCUGAUUUGACAAAGUGAAAGCAAUCACGGUUGUGUUGCUAUCUAUUCUCUGUAUUGUUUAUGCCAGCUCAUGUUUGCUUCUGUAAAACAAAACAAACAACAAAAAAAGAACAAACAGCAAAAUGAAACUGAAAAGUGAACUCCCCAAGCAUUUUGUAACAGCCAAGAUCACUUACCCCAAACCUUUGUACAGUAACGUCCAAUAUAAGCUCACAUAAUGCAUUCGGAAACUUUUUUUUUUUUCCGCUUUGAUCCCAGCUCAGUCAUGCAUCUGUGGAGCUGUAUUAUCGAGGUUCAUUUUCAAACACACAAAGCAAACUUUGGAUGGCCUCCGUUUGACAAAAAUACACACCCUUGUAGCCUUACUGUAGAUCUUUAAUUUUGUGAUGCACAAAGUGCCAGUAAAAGAAAUGGGAGGAGAAAAUUCUCUUUAUUUCCAGAUUCUUGGCAUUUUUGCAAUGUUCCAAUGUCUGGUCAUGGGAAGACCACGGCAUCAAGAGAGUGGUGAUUGUUUCAGAUGCCUUUAUUUCUCUGCCAAGAUGGCCAUAAGUACACUAUAUAUUCAUUCUGUAUAAAUAGAUAUGAGAAAUGCUAUAUAUAUGAAUAUAAACAUACAUAUAUUUUUCCAGUGUAAUUGUGGACUUGAGCUUCUACUCCUUAUCAAAGCGUCGCUCGCUGUCGAGACGAGAUGUGAGGGCUGUUAUCAAUAGGAGGCAGUUACACUAAGACCUGCUCAACUGUGGCUUUAAAUACAACGCUCGCUCGAGUUGAAGGCAAUUGGGAAAUGUUAUGCGUUACAGUAUUCAAGAAAAGUGUUACCACUCCGCCCGCUUUUACUUUCUUUUGUCUGUCUUUAAUUCAGAGAUGUGAAAAGAACGACAUCUGAAUCUGGGAUUGAUAGUCCAUGUUUGGCUCUUUAGGUGUCAUGUAAAUUCCUGUAGAGUUCAAGGAAAAAACAAAAAAGGGGAGGAGAAAUCAACGAUGAUGGCUCUGAAUAAUGUUCUGCACAUAGUGUUUGGCUACGUUUGUGCAGUUUUUGUAUUGUUACUGGUAACCAACAGCUGGUCCUUUCUUUAAUGUUGAAACGAGCAAGUAGGAGACUUUUGGUGUUAAAUCUGCCUUCUGAAUGGUCUGUCGCAGCUUUCUGUGGUGUGAUCGCCGUGUGUAACUGAUGUCAAAGGCAUGUUGUCAGUGUGCUUCUAGCCAACGUAGAAUGAAAUUUCCAUGUGCACUUUCUAAAGAACUGUUGAAAAUGCCAGCAUUUGAACCCUGUUUGGUCCAAAAACAAGCCUCCUUCUUGAGUCUGUGCCCCCCCACCACCCCCCACCCGGCCCGUUCCGAUAAAUAAAUAAAUACAUUGGCUUCUAGCCGACUUUGUCUCAGCAGUGACACCGCAGGUCAGCAGUCAGCUGGGGCACUAAAGCAAGAAGGUGCAUAGUUAUGUGUGGGAGUGGGAAAUUGAUUUGCCAGGAUACCAAGAUUUCGCUUUUGAAAGUGUUUGUUGCAUAAAUAUGAGUCCAUCACUCAAAAGAAUGUCAAAGCUUUUUCCUGACCUAACCCCCUCGCCCUUCUCUUGUUUCAUGUCUUGUUUGGAUGCAUUUGCUUACCAAAAUAUAGCAUAGUCUCUCUCUCGCUCUUGAAAUGCACAAGAGUACUGUCCAAGACUGUGAAUAUUUUCCCCAACGUAUUUGAUAUGGCAUGACCCCUUUUAAACUGCUUGAUGAAAUUGUCUAGCAAGGUAUGUUAAUGAUUAUCACUGAAAAAGUGUAACAUUCUCCAGAAAAAAAUGUCAGCCGCAGUAGCCUAAGGGUGCUGAGUCUGUGCCCGCAGAUUGUAUGUUUGCUUAUUUACAUGAAAUUGCCCAGAGGUUGGAGUCACGAGUUGCAUUAUUACUGUUAGAAAAGUGGCAAUGUCCUUUAAAAACAAAGCGGCCAGGGCCAACCAUUUUGACCCCCCUCCCUCUCUUUUUUGAGGGUGCCAGUGUUACUUUCAGGGAAACCAGCCUGGACAAAAUCCAGCAGUGAAUUCAAAAGUGAAAUAAGAAGUGGGAUCUGCAUUCUGGUUUAUCUUGAGGUUCUCAUCACAGUGUUGGAGCAAAAUGACAAAGUUUGUGUGGCACAUUUUGUUAAGCUGACUAAAACCAAAAGAGCCCCCUACAAGACCCAAUUCCCUCCCUCCCGCUGUAGUAUCAAGAUGUGUGGUCUUAUCAUGUGUGCCUUUCUCAUGCCACCCAUUCAAAAAUAAUGGUAUGUUUACACUGCUACACAGUUUGGAAUGGAUGUCUUUACUUGAGGGGGUGUUUUAACAAACAGUCACAUACAAGCAAACAUUUUGUUCAGGCAAAAAAAAAAAAAAAAAAGAACUGUGAUCUCAUCUGUUGAUUCAGGUACCAAACUGCACGGACAGUCGCUGUGAAGGAAUAACAAAAACAAACGAAACAAAAACAUCACCCCUUGAUAUACUGCAUCAGUGUGCAGGGCAUUAUUUUGAAACGAGUGGACGUCUGUACAUAUUUCUAUUAAGAGGAAACAGUGUUAUAGUUGUUGUAAUGCAGACAAUUGGUUGAAAAAUAGUUUCUGACAAAAGAAAAUGCAUCCGCAGCCAAGGCUUGUCCUGCUAGCACAUUUUUACAGAGAUGAGCUAUUUUUACUGGUGAUUUUCUAGGCAUUGAUAUUGAUAUCCUUUGAAAUAAGUGCAAAACUUCCAAACCUACUGUACAAGCACUUCCACAAUGAUAGAUUGUAUGGUACCUUUUGUUACUUUUGUAGGCGUGGUUGUUACUUUGCUACUGCACCAUUUUAUAAAGCGGGACAGGUCUUGGCUGUGUGUCCUCGGGGUAUUUUGUUUUCUUUCUGGUUUUAAAAUGAUUGCCUUUUUUUUUUUUAUUUGUUUAUUUAUUUUGAAGUAAGACAGUGUAGUUUGGCCAAAUUUGUGAUUGUGUGUUUGUGUACUCGUGUACAUGUUCCCGUGUCAGUGUUCUAACCCAGAGAAGUGAUGUCUGUUAUUGUGGGCGUAUGAAUCAUUUUAAAUGUUCUCUCUGAAACACGCAAAUAAAGAAUCAUAGACAAGGAA
Molecule: messenger RNA, 8626 nt
Organism: Syngnathus acus (greater pipefish)
Lineage: Eukaryota; Metazoa; Chordata; Actinopteri; Syngnathiformes; Syngnathidae
Product: myelin transcription factor 1-like
Exons: 25
Coding region: 229-4122 (1297 amino acids)
Biological process (GO): regulation of transcription by RNA polymerase II
Cellular component (GO): nucleus
Molecular function (GO): DNA-binding transcription factor activity, RNA polymerase II-specific; zinc ion binding; RNA polymerase II cis-regulatory region sequence-specific DNA binding
Source: RefSeq, a predicted model, not a curated record